Mercenaria mercenaria is the source of this 1779-nucleotide messenger RNA. RefSeq names its product cAMP-regulated D2 protein-like. The record is from RefSeq and is a predicted model, not a curated record. NCBI's taxonomy places the organism in Eukaryota, Metazoa, Mollusca, Bivalvia, Venerida, Veneridae. The coding region runs from base 1 to 1779 and encodes 592 amino acids. The transcript has 6 exons.
AUGGAACCAGGAUUUCGUGACAAUAUUCUUUCAAAAACUAUUAAGGUUAUUGUUAUUAUCAUCUAUAUUAACUCAUGUGCAAGUAAGGAAAUUAUCCGAGAAACAAAAUUCGGUAAAGUACGUGGAUACAGCAGUUUGUCUUCACAGAUAUUUACUGGAAUACCUUAUGCUGCUCCUUCAAAACGAUGGGAAGCUCCGACAAGUCCAGGACCGUGGAACGGGACUUUAGAUGCCACAAAGUUGAAGCCAAUGUGCUACCAAGCAGAAAAUUGCGCAGCGGUAAAUCCAGUAGGGACGUGCCAAGCAGAGGUAUCAGAAGACUGUUUGUAUUUAAACAUCUUUGCGCCAUUAGAUACAACAAAAAGAUCAAGAAAAGCUGUCAUGUUGUUUAUCCAUGGCGGUGGAUUUGAAUUCUCGAGUGGCGGGGCUGACGUGUACAACGGUGAAGCAAUUAGCAGUAAAGGAGAUGUAAUCAUUGUGACCUUUAAUUACAGGCUUGGCGCGUUCGGGUUUUUAGUUACGGGAGACGGAAACAAUGAUAUAACUGGUAAUUAUGGCAUUCUAGACCAGAUCCAAGCACUGAAUUGGGUACAUGAAAAUAUUGGUGACUUCGGAGGAGACAAUAACAGGAUAACAUUGUUUGGCCAAAGUGCUGGUGCUUUGUCCAUAGCAACACAUAUGACAUCAAGGAGUCUUGCACAUUUAUUCCAUAGAGUUAUUAUCGAGAGUUCACCGUUUACCAUUCCCUUGAAACCAAUGGAUGUUGCCGUCAGCCAAGGAAAAGACUUUGCUCGUUUGUUGAACUGCUCAGCACGAAAUGUAUCGUGCUUAAGGUCAAAAUCGGCCAGUGCUAUUGCAACUGCCCAGGGUAUAUAUUUCCAGCAAGCUAUGUUCUCUGACAGUUAUCUGCGAAAGUUUCUUCCUUGGAUACCGCAUAUUGAUGGGAUUACUAUUAUAAAUGGCGUGAUAGAAGCGUUUAGUAGCCGUUCAUUUGUUCCCAAAGCGACAAUUAUAGGUUCUACGUCAGAAGAAGGCCAAAUGUAUGUAUAUCUGGGGUUUGGAAAGCCUAUGUCUGCUUUAGAAUAUCGAAUAUUAUUAAUUGGAGUUAGGCCGAAUCAUUCGUCGCGUGUGUAUAAAAUGUACAAGCCAACAAAUACUUCUGAUGCUCGAGCAAGGCUCGCUGAACUUACAACAGAUUUUGUGUUUUACUGUUCAACACGUGCAGUAGCCCGUUCUAUAUCUCAGUUUGCACCGGUAAACCUGAUCACACUCUACACCCCGGACCUGAUCACCCUCGACACCCCGGACCUGAUCAUCCUCCACACCACGGACCUGAUCACUCUCGACACCCCGUACCUGAUCACCCUCGACACCCCAGACCUGAUCACCCUCGACACCUCAGACCUGAUCACCCUGGACAUCCCAGAUCAGAUCACCCUCGACACCCCGGACCUGAUCACCCUCGACACCCCGUACCUGAUCAUCCUCGACACCCCAGACCUGAUCACCCUCGACACCUCGGACCUGAUCACCCUGGGCAUCCCAGAUCUGAUUACCCUCGACACCCCGGACCUGAUCACCCUCGACAUCCCAGACCUGAUCACCCUCGACACCCCGGACCUGAUCACCCUCGACAUCCCAGACCUGAUCACCCUCAACAUCCCAGAUCUGAUCACCCUCGACACCCCGGACCUGAUCACCCUCGACAUCCCAAAUCUGAUCACCCUCGACACCCCAGACGUGAUCAUCGUCGACACCCCAGAGGCAUCCCAGACCUGA